Molecule: messenger RNA, 1818 nt
Organism: Aspergillus aculeatus ATCC 16872
Lineage: Eukaryota; Fungi; Ascomycota; Eurotiomycetes; Eurotiales; Aspergillaceae
Product: retrograde regulation protein 2
Exons: 2
Coding region: 1-1818 (605 amino acids)
Biological process (GO): regulation of transcription by RNA polymerase II
Source: RefSeq, a predicted model, not a curated record
AUGACCGAACCAACAACCACGAACCCCAAUUUCUAUGGGAUUGUGGAUAUGGGAAGCAACGGCAUCCGCUUCUCCAUCACCGACCUCUCCCCACCCACCGCCCGCCUCCUGCCCACCGUCUACCAAUCCCGCGCCGCAAUCUCCCUGUACGAUGCCCAAUUCUCCUCGCAAACAGAAACAAAAUCGCAAACGAAGACGCGGGGCCCGAUCCCCGAGACAACCAUCGCUCAAGUCCUCGACCACCUGCGCCACUUCCAAUCCACAUGCAGCGACUUCGGCGUGAGGGCGACCAACAUCCACGUGCUGGCGACGGAGGCGACGCGGACGGCGCCGAACGCGGCGGCGUUCUGUGGUGCGAUCCGCGCGCACACCGGCUGGGAGGUGCGGUUGCUGACCAAGGAGGAGGAAGGGCGGAUUGGCGCGCUGGGGGUUGCGAGCUCUUCGGCGAGGGUGGCGGGGAUCGCGAUGGAUUUGGGCGGCGGGAGUACCCAGAUUACGUGGGUCGUGGAGGGGGACGGUGGGGAAGUGCGGACGAGUCCUCGGGGCGCGUUCAGUUUUCCGUACGGCGCGGCGGCGUUGAGUCGGUUGCUUCAGGAGGCUGAGGCUGAGACUAAGUCGAGCGAUGAUGGAACGACGGCUUUGGAGGCGCUCAAGGCCGAGAUGACCCGCCAGUUCCAGACGGCGUAUCGUGAGCUCGAGGUGCCGGAUCCCCUGCUGCUGCAGCUGCUGCAGACAUCACCCAAGGGAGGAAGACAACAACAACAACAACAACAACGCAGUCUAUAUCUCUGCGGCGGCGGGUUCCGCGGCUGGGGGUACGUGCUCAUGAAGACGUACUCCGACAAAACGGGCGAGGGCGAGGCGUACCCAAUCCCCAUCAUCAACGGGUUCCGGGUCCCGCGGGCAGAGUUCCACGACACCGCCGCGGUGCUGCAGGAAGUCGCCGGCGCAGAUACCACCACGACGAAAAUCUACGGCGUCUCCCGGCGCCGCGCCGCGCAGAUCCCCGCCGUCGCCUUCUUGGUGAACGUCAUCAUGGACGCGCUGCCCGCCGAGACCAUCACGCACAUCCAGUUCUGCCAGGGCGGCGUCCGCGAGGGCUUCCUGUACGACCGGCUCCCGCCGGCGGUGCGCGCCCAGGACCCCCUCCUCGCCGCGACGCAGCCGUAUGCGCCGCCGUCGGCGGAGGUGCUGCACGAUUUGUUGCGGGCGGCGCUGCCGGGCACGCCUUCACCGCGGGACACGGACUCGUUCAAUGUCCCCCGGUCAUUCUUGGCGACGAAUCUGCUGGCGGCGCUGGCGAAUUUGUUGUUUGCGCAUGCGAAGGUACCCCGCGAGUCGCGGGCCGCCGCGGCGCUGCAUAGCACGGCGACGGGGAUCCUGGCGGCCACGAACUGUCUGUCGCAUGUGGAGCGGGCGCUGAUCGCGCUGGUGCUCUGUGAGCGUUGGGACGGGGAGCUCGCCCCGACGGAUGAGGGGUACCAGCGGCAGCUGGUGCGGUGCGUGUCGCGCGAGGAGGCGUGGUGGUGUCGGUACCUGGGGCGGGUGGCAGCCUUGGUCGGGGAUGUGUAUCCUGCGGGCCGGGAGCCGGAGGGCCGGUGGAGGGUGCGAUUCGAGACGGAGUGGAGCGCGGUCGAGAAGACAAAGAACCACGAGGUGCGCGACGUGCUGCACCUGACGGUGCGGCGUGGGGACGCUGCCACGACUUCCAUGCUACAGGAGAUACUGACGGACAGGGCGGACGGCUUGGAGAAGGUGGGCAAGAAGAAGAAUUGGGUGCAUGGGCGUGGGGUGAAGGUUCAGGUCACUAUCGUGUAG